Anolis carolinensis (green anole) is the source of this 3912-nucleotide messenger RNA. Its product is annotated as zinc finger and SCAN domain-containing protein 31. The coding region runs from base 211 to 1800 and encodes 529 amino acids. Gene Ontology annotation, biological process: regulation of DNA-templated transcription. The record is from RefSeq and is a predicted model, not a curated record. The transcript has 6 exons. Lineage: Eukaryota; Metazoa; Chordata; Lepidosauria; Squamata; Anolidae.
GUAUCAAACUGCUUUCCUUCUACAGUGGAGAUGCACCUUUGCGCAGGGGGGAAAAUAGCAGCGGCCCCUUUAAGAGAAGGAGAGACCACGUUGCUGCAGUAGGGGUGCCUUCUUCCUCUCCCAUUCACCCUUAGUUGGUUGGCUCCAUCCCAGCCUUCGAAUAGAGCCCAGGAGGGGAGCCUAGCCAUAGAGGAAAACCUAGCUGGAAAGAUGGAAGAGCAAGACUUUGUUGGGCCCAAGCUUGGAAAAUGCCCUCCUCUCAUUGAGACUCAGCCUAGUGGAACUUUUGAGGAAGAAAAUACACAGAAGAACCUGGAAAUGGAUGCGUUCAGUUCAGAUUUGCAGCGCCAGCACUUCAAGAGGUUCUGCUACAAGGAGACGGAGGGGCCCCGGAGGGUUUGCAGCCGGCUUUAUUCCCUUUGUCGGCAAUGGCUGCAGCCAGAAAGACACACCAAGGCGGAGAUGCUGGACCUGGUGGUGCUGGAGCAAUUUCUGGCCAUCCUUCCUGCGGAAAUGGAGAGCUGGGUCCGGGAAUGUGGGGCAGAGAGCAGUGCCCAGGCCGUGGCCCUGGCAGAAGGAUUCCUCCUCAGCCACGCAGCGGAGAAAAGGAUGGGAGAGAGGCAGGAAAAGUUUGUGGAAGAGACGGCUGAGAUGAAAAAAUCUAAUUCGGAGACCGAGUGCCUCGAACAAGAUGGGGACAAAGCACCCAGCGCAUUGGGAAUUGCAAUAAAGGCACAGCCAUUAAAUACAGACAAGUCUUUUUGGUGUGAUGAUCUCAGAACGGCUUCUUCAAAACCGGAGCAGGUGUCCUUCGAAGAGCUGGCUGUGUAUUUCACUGCAGAGGAGUGGGCCCUGCUGGAUCCAAGCCAAAGGAGGCUUCACGAGGAAAUCAUGACGGAGAAUUGGGGGACCGUGUCCUUUUUGGGUGAGGAUGAACAAAAGAGUGAAGAUGAAGGGAAACCAUCUGAACCUUUGCUUCUGGGAGCAAAAUAUGAUCAGAUGAAAGGACAGAGAACAAAAACGGAAGAAACUAGAGAGGACGAAAGCCCUGCUUCUCAGGACGAGUGUGUCUGCAAACUCUCACUCCAAGACAUAACCCAGGAAAGAAGCAAGUGCUUUUGUCUCCAAUGCGAGGGAAGGUUCAGCUCUAAAUCUAGUCUUAAUCUUCAUAGAAAAAGGCUCACGGUAGAAAAGGCUUUCAAAGUACACACUGCCCAUUUGAGAAAGUGCCUGAUUUCAGACGAAAGGACAUCAACGAGAGAGACGCUGUUUCAGUGCUACGAGUGUGGAAAGGACUUUAAGUGGAGGUCAUACCUUGUGAAACACCUCAGAAUCCAUACAGGAGAGAAACCAUAUAAAUGCCCUGAAUGUGGGAAGAGUUUCAUCCAGAAAGGCAACAUGAGGCACCACCUGGCGACGCACACAGGGGUGAAGCCGUACCAGUGCUUGGAGUGCGGGAGGAGGUUCAUCCAGAAAGGAAACCUCUCGUACCACCUGGCCACUCACACCGGGGAGAAAACGUAUACAUGCUUGGAGUGUGGGAAGAGGUUCAUCCAGAAAGGAAGCCUCACCCGUCAUCAAGCGACCCACCGAAGGGAGAAGCUGUUCAGAUGCCUGGAGUGUGGCAAGAGCUUCAAGCGGAAGUACCACCUCGGUCGACACCAAGCAACGCACGGCCAAGGAGAAAGCAUUUCAACACCAAGAGACAUGGAAAGAGCUCCAGUCGAAAGAUGUACCUCCCUGGUCACAGGAGAGAAGCCAUUUCAGGAGAUUACGACACGCUUGCCACUAGAAUCAUAGAAUCGUAGAGUUGGAAGAAACCUCAUGGGCCAUCCAGUCCAACCCCCUGCCAAGAAGCAGGAAAAUCUCAUUCAAAACACCCCCGACACAUGGCCAUCCAACCUCUGUUUAAAAUCUUCCAAAGAAGGAGACCCCACCACAUUCCAGGGCAGAGAGUUCCACUGCUGAACAGCUCUCACAUUGAGGAAGUUCUUCCCAAUGUUCAGGUGGGAUCUCCUUUCCUGUAGUUUGAAGCCAUUGUUCCACAUCCUAGUCUCCAGGGCAGCAGAAAACAAGCUCGCUCCCUCCUCCCUAUGACUUCCCCUCACAUCUUGAUACAUGGCCCUCAUCAUGUCUCCUCUCAGCCUUCUCUUCUGUAGGCUAAACAUGCCCAACUCUUUAAGACACUCCUCAUAGGGCUUGUUCUCCAGACCCUGGAUCAUUUUAGUUGCCCUCCUCUGGACACAUUCCAACUUAUUACUUAUUUAUUUAUUUACAGUAUUUAUAUUCCGCCCUUCUCACCCCGAAGGGGACACAGGGCGGAUCACAUUAUACAGAUAUAGGGCAAACAUUCAAUGCCCAUAUACACAUAGAACCGAGACAGAGACAGACAGACGCAGAGGCAAUUUAACCUUCUCCUGAGGGGAUGUUCGAUUCUGGCCACAGGGGGGAGCAGCUGCUUCAUCAUCCACUCUGAACGCACGUCCUCAUUCCAACAUCGUAAAUUAGUUAAAUUUGCCUCACCGCUUUUUAUAAGUGGUACCUUAUCUCCUACUUGAUAGAUGCAACUAUCUUUCGGGUUGCUAGGUCAGCAACGAGCAGGGGCUAUUUUUAAUUUUUAAUUGACGGGUGCUCACCCCGCCACGGGCUGGCCUCGAACUCAUGGCCUCAUUGUCAGAGUGAUUUAUUGCAGCAGGCUGCUCACCAGCCUGCGCCACAGCCCGGCCCCAACAUCUCCUUUUGAUUGUGGUGCCCAGAAUUGGACACAGUGUUCCAGAUGUGGUCUGACCAAGGCAGACUAGAGGAGUAGCAUGACUUCCCUGGAUCUAGGCACUAUACUCCUAUUUAUGCAGGCCAAAAUCCCAUUGGCUUUUUUGCCACCACAUCACAUUGUUGGCCCAUGUUCACUUUCCUGUCCAUGAGGACUCCUAUGAUCUUUUUCACACGUGCUACAGUACUGCCUUAUUUCACACAUACUGCUUUAUUGGUUACAAAGAGCCAAACAAGCUCAGUGUCAGGGCUGAGCUAUUGACCACAGUUACAAGAUUUAUAAAAAGUCCUGUAUACAAACUGCCUUUCAAAUAAACAUCCAACCUGUUAGUCAUGCACUUCGAUUAUUUGGUCCCAUGCCUAUACUAUACAACGUGGCCAAGUAUGGUUGUUUUCCAUCCAAAAAUCAUUAAUCUUUUUUGAUCCUCUGGAUGUGGCAGUCCAGUCAGAGAUCAAUAAGAGAAGCAGACUAUGUUGAGGGCACAUUUUUUACCCCUUUGCCUGUAUAUGGGAUGAGCAGAGUGGAUACUAAAUAGAGCUGCUCAGUUGUGGAUAGUGCUCAACUCGGACCUUGAGUUAGAAUAACCGAAUAUCCACCACCCAUGUAUCAGACUGUAGCUAGGGAUUCCAGAUAUAGUCCUGAUGUAGUUCCAGAUAUAGUUGCCGAUCGCCAUGGGACUCUUGUUGGUUGGUUUCCUUGGAAGGUACAUGUGCGUGAAUUGGUAUGGAUACCAUGGUGAUUGGUGACCUCUUAUCUGUCCACCUUCAUAGCCAUUGUAACAUGCACAUAUUAUUAUCUGCCUGCAAUGCUGUUGAGUUCUUUGGAUGGUUCUUCAUCUGGCUCCUCCCCUGUAAACUUUAAUAAUAUACUUUAUAUUCCACUCUGUCUCCCCGAGGGGACUCAGAACGAAUUACAGAAACAUACAUGGCAAACAUCCAAUGCCGUUACACCACAACAAAGGCAGACAGUGCAUAGACCAAUGAUGGGCAAGCUUUUUCACUUGGUGUGUCAAAAUUCACCAAAAAACCUAGCAUGACUUGGGUGAAAAAACCAUAAUUUCGCAAUAUGUAUAGUUUAAAUAACAAAAAUGUAUAAUUGUAAUAUAUAACUGUAUUUAAUAAAUCAAAAACUAUUUACUACCA